UGCCAGGGUUCACCCUGCUGGGCUCGGAGAUCCUGACGUGCAGGCUGGGGGAGAGGCUCCAGAUGGACGGCCCUCCACCUCUCUGCCAAGUACAAUGUCCUGCUAACGAGGUCCGCUUUGACUCCACGGGGGUGAUCCUGAGUCCCGGCUACCCAGACAGUUACCACAACCUCCAGACGUGUUCCUGGCUCAUCAACGUAGAGAAGGGCUACAACGUCACCCUCCACUUCCAGCUCUUCCAGACUGAGAAGGAGUUUGACAUCCUGGAAAUAUUUGACGGUCCUAACAUCUACAGCCAGAGCCUGGCGUCCCUCAGCGGUGACAUCACCACGCCCUUUAACCUCACGACCUCUGGUCAUCAGUUGCUUCUGCGCUGGUCGUCUGACCACGGCACCAACAGGAAGGGCUUCCACGUCAGAUAUGUGGCAAUGUACUGCAGUACUCCAGACUCCCCCCAGCAGGGUUUUGUAGUGAGCCAGACAGGAGGGCAUCUCAACAGUGUGGUGCGUUGGGGCUGUGACCGGGGCUACCGGCUUAUUGGAAAGGCCACAGCUGUCUGUAAGAAGACGGCCUUUGGGUAUUAUACCUGGGACUCAACGGUACCUGCAUGUCAAGCCGUGGCGUGUGGCGUGCCCACUGCGCCGCUGAAUGGAGGCGUCCAGGCUGUUGAUUACUCCGUGGCAGCACGGUUAACCUACUUCUGCAACAACGGCUUCAGGCUCUCAUCCAAGGAUCUCACCACCACCGUCUGCCAGCCUGACGGCACCUGGAGCAACCACAACAAGAUACCCCGCUGCCCAGUGGUGGUCUGCCCCAGUCUGGGCUCCUUCUCUCUGGACCACGGGAAGUGGACGAUCGUAAACGGGUCCAGCUAUGAGUUCAGAACCAAGGUGGUCUUCAGCUGUAACCCGGGUUACUACCGGCUCGGUCCCGCUCACAUCCAGUGCCUGGCCAAUGGGGCGUGGAGCUGGCGGAAUGAACGACCUCGAUGCAGAAUCAUUUCCUGUGGAGAGCUGCCCACUCCUCCUAAUGGGAGAAAGAUUGGAACUCAGACUACCUUUGGAGCCUCCGCCAUCUUCAGCUGCAACCCUGGAUACAUCCUGGUGGGCUCCACCGUGAGGGAGUGCAUGCUGUCAGGACUGUGGAGCGGCACAGAGACUCAAUGCCUGGCUGGUCACUGCGGUAUCCCGGAGCAGAUUGUGAACGGUCAGGCGAUAGGGGAGAACUUCGGAUACAGAGACACCGUGGUCUACCAGUGUAACCCUGGCUUCAGACUCAUAGGAUCCUCGGUCCGCAUCUGCCAGCAGGAUCACCUCUGGUCUGGACAGCUGCCGCUGUGUGUCUCAAUCACAUGUGGCCAUCCAGGCAGUCCCAUCUAUGGGAGAACUACAGGGGACGGAUUCAACUACAACGAUGUGGUCAGCUUCUUCUGUAACCAAGGUUACGUACUGGAGGGAGAGUCCAGAGCCCAGUGCCAGGCGAGUCGCCAGUGGAGUCAACAGCCACCUUCGUGUAGAGUGGUGAACUGCACAGACCCUGGCAUCCCGGCUAACUCCAUCAGGGAGAGUAAGAUAGAGCACGGUAACUUCACCCUGGGCAGUGUGGUGUUCUACACCUGUAACCCUGGAUACUACCUGUUCGGUUCCUCCGCACUGACCUGUCAACCUAUUGGCCACUGGGACAAACCUCUACCUGAAUGUCUUGAGGAGGACUGUGGGAACCCUGGCUCUCCUCCCUACGGUACCAUGGUUGGGGACAAGUUCUCGUUUGGCUCCACGGUUCAGUACUCCUGUUCAGGGGACAGAGAGCUGAUUGGAGAGGUAUCACUCACCUGUCAAAUCAAUGGACACUGGAGUGGACCCAUACCUCACUGUUCAG
This is a messenger RNA of Oncorhynchus gorbuscha (pink salmon), 1878 nucleotides long. RefSeq names its product CUB and sushi domain-containing protein 3-like. NCBI's taxonomy places the organism in Eukaryota, Metazoa, Chordata, Actinopteri, Salmoniformes, Salmonidae. The annotation marks the transcript as partial. The record is from RefSeq and is a predicted model, not a curated record. The transcript is spliced from 11 exons.